AUGGUUACACCAAGGCAACACAUUGAAGAUAUAAGAAGAACAAAGUUCUCUAUUGGAGGGGAACCUAAUCUUUUGACUGAGGACCUUCAUCAUGCUGUCAAGAAUCUCUCUUCUGAACUUUACACAAAAGAUGUUCAUUUUCUCAUGGAGCUCAUUCAAAAUGCUGAAGACAAUCAUUACAUUGAAGGAGAGAGUCCAACACUUGAGUUUGUUAUAACUUUUAAUGACAUAACUGCUACCGGUGCUCCAGCCACAUUACUUAUUUUCAAUAAUGGAAAGGGUUUCUCUCCAAAAAACAUCGACUCCGUCUGCGGUGUUGGACGAUCAACAAAGAAAGGCAAUAGGAGCAGUGGUUACAUAGGAGAGAAAGGAAUUGGUUUCAAGAGUGUGUUUCUUGUUACUGCUCAGCCUUAUAUUUUUAGCAACGGAUAUCAAAUACGGUUCAAUGAGCGGCCUUGUCCACAUUGCAGUAUUGGGUAUAUAGUUCCUGAAUGGGUUGAGGAGAAGCCAACCCUUACUGACAUAAAGAAUAUAUAUGGUAUUGGUAAAGAUUCCCUUCCAACUACAACAAUUGUCUUACCUCUGAAGCCGGAGAAGGUCGAAUCUGUUAAGCAGCAGCUGUCGAGCAUUCAUCCAGAAGUUCUUUUGUUCCUUAAUAAAAUGAGACACCUUUCUGUCAGAGAAGUUAAUGAAGAUCCCAAAAAUAAUGCUGUAACUGCGAUAUCUAUUUCAAGCGAGAUUAAUUUUGUGACGAGGAAAAACAUGAAUGCUGAGUCUUACAUACUCCAUCUCUCUGCUGACGAAAAUAGUGACGCCGGGAUGGAAUGCAGCUACUACAUGUGGAAGCAAAAGUUUCCGGUCAGGUUGGAAAACAUGGUCGAAACAAAAAAGGAUGUGAAAGAGUGGGUUGUGACAUUGGCAUUCCCAAAUCAGGAGAGGCUUUACCGCGGUAAGACCUUACCGGGGGUCUACGCAUUUCUUCCGACAGAGAUGGUCACUAAUUUUCCUUUCAUAAUUCAAGCAGAUUUUUUCCUUGCUUCAUCAAGGGAGACAAUUCUAUGGGAUAAUAAGUGGAAUCAAGGGAUACUUGAAUGUGUACCAUCGGCUUUUGUAGAUGCACUCAAAACAUUUGUUGCAGGAUCAGUUCAAGCUCCGGUAUCCAACUUGCCUUAUUUGUUCAAGUUCCUUCCAAUUGAUAGUUCUCCUUUUGAGAAUUUCAACCAAAUGAGGAAAAAAAUCAAAGCAAAACUGCAUGAAGAAAACAUUUUACCUAUUGAGACACACACAAAGCAGAAGCAGUUCUUCAAGCCUUGCGAAGUACGCAGGCUACUACAUGAAUUUUGGAAUAUUUUGACAAAGGCCAACGACGAAGGAGUAUACUUUCCUGACUUAUCUUCUCAUGAUGGGAUAAAAAUCUUGAGUUCUUCAUUCGAUAAAAAGGAGUACCGUGACAUACUCAAAUUUUUAGGGGUGAAACUAGUGAAUAUUGAUUGGUAUGCAAAGUGCAUCCAGAGUUCUAAUCUUGUGCAUGAAGUAUCAGAAGAUGCCUAUCUUAAGAUUUUAGUGUUUGUUGCUAGGCACUGGUUUUCAAUGUUUAAAGGCUCCAACAUCAUUAAUAUUCCAUUGAUUAAAUAUGUGGCUUCUGAUGGGAUUCCGUCUUUUUUCAGUCUUCGUGAAUGCAGACAGCUAGGUGCAGGUGCCAAGCUAGUAAACAUAGCACCCUCACUUGAGACUUGUACUUAUUCUUGGCUGAUCAACUGGAACGAUGUAUUUUUAUGUGAGACAAACCAGUUUUUUAUGCCAGAAAGCACGCAACACGCUAUCUCUCAAUUUCCCAAUAAGCGUUUGUUGUUGGCUUGGUUAGCAAAAAUAUUUAAUAUUGGUACUCUGAAUGUUUACGCUUUUGCUAAAGUCCUCCUCGGUUCUAUUAAUAAUAACAGCGAAUUUGCCAUUGCAUAUGCUCAUUUCUUAUAUGUAGCUUUGUCAACGGGUUAUUUGUCAAGUCUGCAGGUUUCUAGCCUAUGUAGUUUUAUGCCACUUGUGGACAACUAUGGAAAUAUAACUAAAAGUAGAAAAGGGGUUCUUCUGCCUGCAAAUGUGAGCAAAUGGUCUGAUUUGAUUAUUUCUAAUCCAUGGAGAAAUGAAGGUUAUGUUGAGCUAGGAAAAGCAUACCUAAAUGCAUCUUCUUAUGCAGGCCAAAAUACAAGUUCUAUGAAGGUUAUUAAUUUUCUCGAAACCUAUUUUAAAGCUUCAGACAUACCUUAUAUAUAUCCACCAAAUGCUGGGUUUUCGGCAGCAGAUACACCACUUACCAAAGACAAUGCCUUUUUGCUUUUGGAUUGGAUUCGGAAUCUGAGGUGUAAGGGAACAGGCCUACCGAUGAGGUUCUUGGAAUGCAUAAGAAAAGGCAACUGGCUUAAAGUUACAUGUAGUAAUGGUUACAUGCCUCCUUCAGAGUCAUUCUUAAUUGGCUCAUCAUUGAUAAAAUAUUUGCAAAGUAGUUUAGUUCUUGUUGACAUUGCCCUGAUUGACGAGAGCUUCUAUGGGGAUAGAAUACAUGAGUACAAACUGGAGUUGACAAUGCUUGGAGUAAAAAAGUUCAGUUAUGCGGAAGCAUUCGAGUUCAUUGAAAGAGAACUAAUGUCUCGUGCCGCUUCUUUCUCUUUACAAGGGAGUUAUGUUCUUUCGAUGCUUAACUUCAUCCAAUAUCUCAGGAAAAGUCAGAUUCCUUUGGACAAAUUUGUCGACCGCCUUAGAGUGGAAAGUUGGCUAAGGACACCUUGGGGUCUUAGGUCUCCUGUGGGAUCUGUAUUAAAUGAUUCUAGAUGGAAAGUUGCAUCACAGAUUAGUAAUAUACCUUUCAUUGAUAAUGAUUAUUUUGGUCACGAAAUAUAUAAUUACAAAGAGGAGCUCAAGUUGCUAGGAGUGAUAGUUGACUUACUUGGAAAUCACCAAGUUGUCAUCGAACAUUUAAAAUUACCAUCAAAUUUGUCUUCUUUGACAGAUGAGGCUGUUCUUUUGAUGCUUGAAUGCAUCAAAUACUCGAAUGCCCCGACUAAACUAUUAAAUUCACUGAAGGGAACGAACUGCUUGAAGACAAACAUAGGUUUUAAAACGCCAGACGAGUGUUUUUUGUAUGAUCCGGUGUGGGGCUGCAUUUUAAAGGUAUUCAAUGGUUUUUCUGUUAUUGAUCAUGAAUUUUAUGGGGAGAAAAUUUUCAGUUACAAAGAUGAGUUGAAGCAAAUAGGGGUGCUUGUUGAUUUUAAGGAUGCCAUCAAAAUAUUUGCUAGUCUUUUCGAACAAAAGGCAUUGGAAACUUCAAUUAACCAACAACAUGUUAUCUCAUUUCUCUCUUGUUGCAAGCAGCUGAAGGGAACCGACUACAGUUUCCCUUCUGAUUUCUCAAUCGUCCUAAGUAAAAUGAAGUGGUUGCAUACCGAGGUUGGUGGUUUUAGGUGCCCAAGAAAGUGCAUUUUAUAUGGUCCGGAGUGGAAAUCGAUAUCUUCCAUAACUUGUCUCCCUUUCAUUGAUUAUAACGACAGACGUUUUGGUAUGAGCAUAUAUAAGUACAAGGAAGAGCUGAAGAGAAUCGGUGUUGUUACUGAAUUGAAAGACGGGGCGAGGUUUUUGCCUGAAUGUCUGAGUUUUCCUUCAAAUCCUUCCAACAUUACUCCUAAAAGUGUAUUUUCUUUGCUGGAAUGGAUCCGACUUCUAAUGCAAGAUCACAAGCCUACAAUAGAAGAUGAUGAUUUGAAGAAAAGAUUGUCCCAAAGUUGGUUGAAGACACAUGCUGGUUAUAGGCCUCCAGACAAAUGUUUGUUCUUUGAUUCGAAGUGGGGUUCUUUCUUGAAUCCAACCGACGGGCCUUUUAUUGACGAGAACUUUUAUGGACCUAAAAUUGCAGUUUAUCAGAAAGAACUCAAUGCAAUAGGGAUCACUAGUGAAGUUGAGAAGGGAUGCUCCUUGCUUGCCACACACCUUGACUCUCUCUCUGAUCAUGGUACCAUUGUGAAAAUAUACAAGUACUUAUGUGAACACAAUUGGAAACCUGAGAAGAGAAAUGCAAAAAAGAUUUGGAUUCUUGAUGAAGUUAAAGGUGGUGGUAAGUGGGUUGAUUCUCAUGAAUGCAUCGUACACGACCCUGCUAAACUUUUCGGUUCAAAAUUUUAUGUUCUAGAAGAUAUCUACGAUAGCGAUAUUCUUCUCUUUCUGUAUGUUACAAUGGAAGUCAAGAACAAGCCCUCACUAGAAGAUUACGUUGACCUUUGGAAUGAUUGGGGGAGUUCAAUGCAGCAAUUGUCAUAUGAUGAGUACUGCAGAUUCUGGAUGUCUAUCUCGAAACAUUUGAGCACAAAACAAGAGAAAAAAUUUGCUGAGAGUUUGAUGAAACUACCUGCAACAUCAGGAAAUAAUAAAAUAUUUCUGGUAGAUAAGGAAGAUGUUUUUAUUCCUGAUAACUUACAAAUGAAGAAGCUUUUUGAGAGGGAGAAAGUUUUUGUAUGGUAUCCUCAGCAUAACAUGACACCGUUGUCUAAGUGUAGACUAUCUGAAAUAUACAGAAAAACCGGCGCUAAAAACAUCUCAGAAUCACUGUGCAAAGAAGAAUCAUCCUUAGUGAAUGAUGAUGUUAAACCGAAGCAUGUUGAUCCAAAUAAUAUUUUCAACUUAAAAGGGUUGGUUAAGCUUAUACUUGGUUUUCUUGCAUGUUCUAACCUUAAAAUGGAACCAAAUAAGAGACAUGAAGCUGUUCAAAGUCUUCUCAACUUGAGCUUCCAUGAAACAAUGGAGCCAAUCAAUGUAAGCUAUAGUUUGUCACUAUCAUCAGGAGACAUCAUUACCAAGAAAGCAAACAAAAGUGUAUGUUGGGAAAGUCAAAGUUCCAAGUUUAUCAUCCAAAAUAUGGAUGGUGAUUCAUUGAAAUAUGCUACAAGUUUUUCUGAAGCAAUAUCUGAGGGUGUUUUGUGUGAGAAUCAUGAUUAUGUUCCUGCACUAUCCGAACUAAUCACAUUGGGAUUUUUUCUGAAAUUCAAGAUUGAAGAAAUUGAUUUUUUAAUGGAAUCCAAGUAUCUGCAAAUUGACCAUGAAGAUGAGAAGUUCCUCAGUUCUGUCUUCGCUUCUGACUAA
Molecule: messenger RNA, 5124 nt
Organism: Trifolium pratense (red clover)
Lineage: Eukaryota; Viridiplantae; Streptophyta; Magnoliopsida; Fabales; Fabaceae
Exons: 4
Coding region: 1-5124 (1707 amino acids)
Source: RefSeq, a predicted model, not a curated record